This is a messenger RNA of Moesziomyces aphidis, 927 nucleotides long. The record is from the annotation of a GenBank genome assembly. Lineage: Eukaryota; Fungi; Basidiomycota; Ustilaginomycetes; Ustilaginales; Ustilaginaceae.
AUGGCCAUCAUCGUUCACCAUCUCAAUGAUUCGCGGUCGCAGCGCGUCCUCUGGCUGCUGGAGGAGAUGGGCAUCGACUACGAGAUCAAGCACUACAGCCGAACCGCGCAGGGCACUGCACCCAAGGAGCUUCUCGACGUCCAUCCGACAGGCAAGUCACCUCUGAUCACCGAUACGACCAAGAACAAGGUGGUCGCUGAGUCCGGUGCCAUCGUCGACUAUCUCAUCCGGCAUUAUGGAGAGGGACGCUUUGUACCGGCUGAUCCCGAACGCAUCGAUGACGACGUCUACUUUAACCACUUUGCGGAAGGAUCUCUGAUGCCCACGCUGGUCAUGAAGCUGGUAUUCAGCAUGAUCCCAGCCAAGAUGCCGUUCUUCGUGCGCCCAAUCGGCAACGCGAUUGUCAGCAAUGUCAACUCGGCUUUCCUGGACCCGGAUCUGAAGCGCAAGUCCGACUUUGUUGCGGACGAACUCGUCAAGAAGUGCGACGGAGGCAACGGAUGGUUUGCUGGCGGCGACAAGGACGGCAAUCCCACCUCGGCGGAUUUCCAAAUGGCGUUCCCCCUCGAAGCGGCUCUCUCGGGCCGAAUCUCGAACCUGCCGGCUUCCAUCAAGACUUACGUCGACAAGGUUCACGCUCGACCUGCCUUCAAACGAGGUCUCGAGAAGGGUGGCCCCUAUAACUUCAUCCCGAUGCGCGACCAACCAGGAGGGUUGGAGUUCCUGCAUGUCUUGCCAGCAUCCGAAGUGCGGAACCAGUCAGUAUGCGCGCCCGUCAAUGCGCUUCCUCCACGCAUCCACGACGCAAAUGCCCUUGACUGGUGUCAGCGACAGAUCCCGCAAAUGCCAAUGGGUGCCAACGUUUCGCGUGCCUCUCUCCGAACUUCUGCCGACACAGCAGGCGCAAUGAGGAGUUUGAGAUGCUGA